Molecule: messenger RNA, 929 nt
Organism: Formica exsecta
Lineage: Eukaryota; Metazoa; Arthropoda; Insecta; Hymenoptera; Formicidae
Gene: RpS4
Product: 40S ribosomal protein S4
Exons: 6
Coding region: 94-882 (262 amino acids)
Biological process (GO): translation
Cellular component (GO): cytosolic small ribosomal subunit; ribosome
Molecular function (GO): structural constituent of ribosome; RNA binding
Source: RefSeq, a predicted model, not a curated record
CCGCGCAUGCGCGAGGAAACUCGGCCCCAUCUACAACACUGGUCCGACGUAUGUCAACGCAUGUUCUCGUACCUUUCCGGUUAAAAUUCCAAGAUGGCUCGUGGUCCAAAGAAGCAUCUUAAACGUCUUAACGCACCUAAAGCAUGGAUGUUGGACAAACUGGGGGGUGUAUAUGCCCCCCGGCCAUCCACCGGUCCGCACAAACUCAGGGAAUCGCUCCCUUUGGUUAUCUUUCUACGUAAUAGAUUGAAGUAUGCUUUGACUAAUUGUGAGGUCACUAAGAUCGUCAUGCAGCGCUUGAUUAAGGUGGACGGAAAGAUUCGCAUUGAUCCCAACUAUCCUGCUGGUUUUAUGGAUGUCAUUACAAUCGAGAAGACUGGUGAGUUUUUCCGUUUGAUCUAUGACGUCAAGGGACGUUUCACUACUCAUCGCAUUACUGCUGAAGAAGCCAAGUACAAAUUGUGCAAGGUAAAGCGUGUUCAGACUGGUCCUAAAGGAAUACCAUUUUUGGUAACACAUGAUGGUAGAACAAUCCGAUAUCCUGAUCCUGUUAUAAAAGUUAAUGACACUAUUCAUCUGGAUAUUGCUACUGGCAAGAUCUUGGAUUCUAUUAGAUUUGAUUCAGGUAAUCUAUGCAUGAUUACUGGUGGAAGGAAUUUAGGUCGUGUCGGUACUGUUGUGAGCCGUGAACGUCAUCCUGGCUCCUUCGACAUUUGCCACAUAAAAGAUACGCAGGGACAUACUUUUGCCACAAGAUUGAACAAUGUCUUCAUCAUUGGCAAAGGCACGAAGGCUUACGUGAGUUUACCACGAGAUAGAGGUGUGAAGCUGUCGAUUGCCGAGGAACGUGACAAGAGAUUAGCGGCGAAAGGAGUUAAUUAAUAAUGUAAAUUUUCAAGAAAAUAAAAUUGAUCAAUAAAAAUAUAAUU